Molecule: messenger RNA, 2105 nt
Organism: Branchiostoma belcheri (Belcher's lancelet)
Lineage: Eukaryota; Metazoa; Chordata; Leptocardii; Amphioxiformes; Branchiostomatidae
Exons: 12
Coding region: 201-1784 (527 amino acids)
Molecular function (GO): carbohydrate binding
Source: RefSeq, a predicted model, not a curated record
GGCAUUAUACCUGCUACCAUGUCAGAGGUCAAACCUUGACCUUUCAAUUACUAGUAACUCGUCUCACAAUAACCUAUACUGAUCGGACAAGCUCGACCUCAUUUCAAGCAGUAGCGAUUCUGUGGCGGGUCAGCGCUGAAGUAUCUCUACGAUUGCGGUGCGAUUCGUGCCUCACAGUAUCGGUUGCAUUGACGUCUGAGAUGGCUGUCAAACUGCUCCUGACCGUGGGACUGGUGUUCCUGGUCGGACGUACUACUGAAGUAUUCGGAGACGACGUCCUGUCGCCAGCAGAAGUACCCCAGCAGAAACGGGACAACAUCGACUCCAAUGAAGUCAACAUCGACUCCAAUGAAGUCAACAUCGACUCCAAUGAAGUCAACAUUGUCUCCAAUGAAGUGGAGCGUCUGCUGGAAACCCUCGAGGAUCUGACUGAAGAAGCAAAAGAAAGAGAACUGUAUGAAGAGCUUGGGGCGGAGGGUUCGAUGGGCGCACGCAUCGAUUCUGUUGAAGAAACAUUGGAGGAAGGACAACAAGUUGCCCGUGGUCACCAGGAAACAGCAUCCAGUAGUGGGCUGCAGCGUCUCGGGUGUUGGAAGGACACUGCGAACCGCGCCAUCCCUACACUGGAAGGACAGGACCCCGGCCUGGACGGAGCUUACCAUUUACGUACUGAAGCUAUCAGGAAGUGUCGAGAAGCUGCCACCAGGCGGGGAUACACGGUGUUCGCAGUCCAGGCUGGCGGAUGGUGUGCUUCGUCGGCAAAUGCUCUGCAAACUUAUAAGAAGUACGGAACGUCCACCUCCUGCCAAGCCGACGGUGAGGGAGGACCCUGGGCAAACGAGGUCUACCAGAUUGUACCACGUACAGGAACAGGCACAGGUACAACCACAGGGCGCACAAGCGUGGCCCGAGUUUGCGAACACCAAACAUUGAUCAUCAGUUGCCCUGCUGGACACCAGCUCAACAUCGUGUCCGCCUUGUACGGCCGACUCUCCCAGCGUAUCUGCCCCACCUAUCCGACCAGCACCAUGAUCACCCGAUGCCGCAGCCCUAACGGCCUGACCCAGGUCAGGACGCUCUGCCAGGGAAAGUCCAGCUGCUCUGUGAGGGCCUCCGACAGCGUGUUCGGGGAUCCUUGUCCUGGGUCGUCCAAGUACCUGGCAGUCAAGUACGCCUGCACUGUUGCAGCCUGUGGCUGGAGACUGGCGUACAAAAUCCAAAGCUACGCGGGUGACAGCUUCAGCCUGUGGAACAGGGACUUCAACACCCCUGCCAACCUGCCCAGUGAACUGGCAGUGUCUCCGGCGAUCGGACACUACAAAAGCAGGGAAAUCGAUGGAAACUGGGCAUCACUGAACAUUAAGCAGGUGAAGGUGUCCCUGUACACGUUCAGCCCAACACUGCAAACUCGGGACAUCAUCUUCAACGGGGCGGGAAGUACCAAGCACAGCUGGUUCUCCAAGAGCCGUGUCAUCUCAUCGCCGUGGACUGACCUGAAGAGCGCACCCACCAACUACUUUUCCAUCUCAGGACACCGUGACGUGGCUUGGCGCAUUAAUAGGCGAUUCUUCAUCAACCGAAACUACGGAGGCUGCCCUGCUGAUAACGGUUGGCUGGUCGUCCUUGAUGGAAACUCGUACGGCUGUCCUUGGGAGAAAAGGACUGCUGGCACCCCGCGGAUCCUGUUUUCCAAGCGGUCCACCAGCGUGAAUUUUGAGCGAGAUCCGGGAAAUGUGGGCAUUGCUGACGUCAUGGCCAUCUUCAUCAAGACCUGUGACGGCUAGCUGAUAUUAGCUGAUAUGUCCGCCUGAGGCCAUCAGCAUACAGAGAAGUCACAAUGUAGAGCCGGCAGUCGCAGUUAGAGCAAGUUGCUGACGAUUACAAAUCAUUAUUUUAGAUGAAAGCCUUUUUUGCUAGCUAUUGCAAUAUUAGCUAUAUUACUUACGUGAACUCUGUCUACUCAGUGAGGUAGUCCUCAGCACAUGUAAUAGAUUGUAGAAUGGAAAUUCAUUUGAUAGAACAACAUAUUAGAACAUUUUCCACAAAAGAACAUUUGUAUGUUACCCACUUCUGUGUAGGUGCAACUUAUAGAAUGAAGCUGAAUG